Molecule: messenger RNA, 1448 nt
Organism: Sphaerodactylus townsendi
Lineage: Eukaryota; Metazoa; Chordata; Lepidosauria; Squamata; Sphaerodactylidae
Gene: SPCS2
Product: signal peptidase complex subunit 2
Exons: 5
Coding region: 85-723 (212 amino acids)
Biological process (GO): protein targeting to ER
Cellular component (GO): membrane; signal peptidase complex
Source: RefSeq, a predicted model, not a curated record
CAAGUCCCGUCGUCCCUCGCGCGGCCAAUUCCUCGCAGCCAAUCAGGAGCGAACAGGUCGCCAAGUGGGAAAGGAAGGGACAAAAUGGCGGCGAAAGGUGGUGGCGGCAGCGGAGGAGGCGGCGGCGGCGCUCAUAGGAAUGGGAUCCUGGACAAGUGGAAGAUCGACGACAAACCCGUGAAAGUAGACAAGUGGGACGGGUCGGCAGUGAAGAAUUCUUUGGACGAUUCUGCCAAAAAGGUCCUCCUAGAAAAGUAUAAGUACGUGGAGAACUUCUGCCUGAUCGACGGCCGCCUCAUCAUUUGCACCAUCUCUUGCCUGUUUGCCAUAGUGGCUUUAAUAUGGGACUACCUUCACCCUUUCCCCGAAUCGAAGCCUGUCCUUGCGGUCUGUGUCAUAUCCUAUUUUGUGAUGAUGGGCAUUCUGACUGUCUAUACCUCGUAUAAGGAGAAGAGCAUCUUCCUGGUAGCUCACAGGAAAGAUCCGGCGGGGAUGGAUCCCGAUGACAUCUGGCAGCUCUCCUCCAGCUUGAAGAGGUUUGACGAUAAAUACACCCUGAAGAUGACGUUCAUCAGUGGCCGGACCAAGCAGCAGAGGGAGGCGGAGUUCACCCGGUCCAUCGCCAAAUUCUUGGACGGCAGCGGCACCUUAGUCAUGGAUACCUACGAGCCGGAGGUUUCGAAGCUGCACGACAGCUUGCUCACGGAAAGGAAGACCAAGUAGGCCGCGCUGGAGUUUCUGCCUUCCUGCUGGACGCGGGCCGAGAUUAAGCCAAUAAAACAAAAUAGCAACAAAUGUUAGCCUCUGUUUUUGUCCUGAACCUGUCUGUCAUCUCUCUCUCUCUCUCUCUUCCCUUUCCCCUCCCUGUAGAACAACAGGAGCAAAAACAUCUUGCCUGCUUUGCCUUGUGACGGGUCUUAACGUUUUACCUGACUUGUUAAUGUAGCAUUGCCAAGGACUUUUGGGGACAGAGAGGGACCACGUGGGCUUGAUCCUAGGGAUGAGCUACCCUUUUUAAAAACAAUGUGUUUUCUAAGAGCUGCGUCAGAUUCAGCGCAUAAGCAUAGCUGAUGCGGGAGGUCAGUUACCUUUUACAUUAGGAAUCCCUGGCAGAAGGUGUUCCCAGCCUGGUUCUGUUUGUUCUUUAUUUUUUAUCAGGAAAGGGAGCGGGUUUUUGUUUUCUUAAAUAGAAAGGAUUUUAUUGGUUGGGAGUGGGGCUUGGGAAGGAGGUAGAAGCCGGCUAUGAAGGAAGAUAAGCCUGUUGGGGGGGUGUCUUCAUGGGUAAGAAGGAGGCUGAUUUAAAAUUCACUCCAUUUUGUGUUGCUCUCAUAUGGUGCAAUCCCCCCCUCACAAACACACACACUGAAGUAUCUCUCCCUCCUAUCCAUUCUACGACUGCCAUUUUCUUAAAAUUAUUUUUUUUCCAAUAAAAGGAAAAACUGUGAAAA